GACGACCAUGUCGGGCUGUACGAGACACAAGAAGCAGGCAUUUGAUGUGCCAAAGUCGAUGUAAAGUAGGGUAAGAGUCCUUUCACUGUUUUUAUUCUCUGAAAGAUGGACAUGCUGCUCAUGGGAACACGACGUUGUAAAAUAAAACAUGGAGGAUGAUGAAUUUCCGCCAGCGGAUGGGAUGGCUGGGCGUGGCGCUCUACUUGCUUGCGAGUCUGCUUGCUGUCUAUUACAUCUUUGACGUCCAGCGCUUCAGGUUGGAGCACGUGCAGAGUGCUGAGAUCCGGCCGUCCUCUUUGCCCAGUCCAAGCAUCCAUGCUAGCCUAACAGCACUUCCCGUGUGGAUCUGGGUGGCGGCCAUCUUGCUCCCCUACAUGCAACUUUUCCUCUUCCUCUUCUCCUGCACGAGGGCAAAUCCUCGCGCCAUCGGAUACUGCGUCCUACCCAUCUGCCUCUCGCUGCUCUGCAAGCCAUCCAAUCACAGCAGCCCACCACUGAUUGACACAUGACUGAGCCCCACCGAAACAUCUGUAUGGACACUUUAUUAGACAUGUAGUGACACGCGACGUGAGAUGCUUUGUCACAUUUACACCAUUUAAACAUCUGAGGAGCCGUGGGCCCCCAGGUAGUGAUGUGAGACCACAUCUGGUCUUACCUAAUCAUGCUGGAAUUGAUUAGGACUCAUCUGAUUUCAUUUGAUGAUCUCCUGUGUUCAAUAUUAAUUUAAUCACACAAAUAAAAUGAGGAUAAAAGACAGUAACAUGAGACACUAUUGACUCGUCCAAGAUUCAUUUUUUUAUUUACAGCAUGAUUGUGGGACACAGAAAUGACAGUGGAAGAUGUCUGUCAGCUAAAAAGUGUUUAGCGCUUGUCAGCUGCUACAUUUUGGAUCUUUUAGCAGAUGGUGGAAGGCCUGAGUUUUGAUGUUUCUCUGCCUCGUCAUCAUCUUCGUCACUAUCUUCAUCUUCUGCAGCAGGAAGAAUGUGUCACGUCAGGCAUGAUGUUUAACACAUUAAAGUCAUCCAAAAUAA
Messenger RNA from Dunckerocampus dactyliophorus (ringed pipefish), 1031 nucleotides. It is a transcript of the gene lyset, whose product is annotated as transmembrane protein 251. NCBI's taxonomy places the organism in Eukaryota, Metazoa, Chordata, Actinopteri, Syngnathiformes, Syngnathidae. The coding region runs from base 156 to 509 and encodes 117 amino acids. The transcript is spliced from 2 exons. The record is from RefSeq and is a predicted model, not a curated record.